Messenger RNA from Raphanus sativus (radish), 2455 nucleotides. Its product is annotated as protein DA1. Bases 719 to 2356 code for a protein of 545 amino acids. Gene Ontology annotation, molecular function: ubiquitin binding. NCBI's taxonomy places the organism in Eukaryota, Viridiplantae, Streptophyta, Magnoliopsida, Brassicales, Brassicaceae. The transcript has 9 exons. The record is from RefSeq and is a predicted model, not a curated record.
AAAAAUCGCAUAUUGUUUCUCUUAAUAACUCGCAGCGUCGCGAAAACAAGGAAGCUCGACGACCAAAAACAUCCGACGCGGAGACUUUAGAAAGAAAAAAAAAAGCUAAUUAAUCCUCUGCAAUCCAGAGUUCUCGAUCAACGAUCUCUUACUCCUACCUCUUUCGUGAUCCUCAUCAAGCAAAAAAAAAAAAAAUCCUUUUUUUGUUGUAAAUUUGGGUUUAUGCAUUUGCACAAAAAAAAAAAAAGAUUUUGACUUUUUUUGAAAUAAGAGGGCGUAGUAAUGAAGCACAUUCUGGGUUGAUUCCUUUUGAAGUAGAAGAACAUUGAUUUUGUCAAAGUUACCUUACCUUCUUGUUUCUCUUUUAUUAAAAAUAAAAAGAAGAAGAGAUUCCUUUCUUUUUUUUUGUUUCCCUUUACUCAUUUCUCUAUCCCGUUCUGUAAAGAUUCUUAGAUUCUCCUCCAAAGUUUUGAAGCUAAAGGGGCGUCCUUUUUAAGAUUCUCCCUGUUGGCUUCAGUUUCUUCAUUCGAUCGUUUCGUGUAUUCAUUAAAAGCGGAGGUUUUUAGAUUUUUUUUUUUCGGGAGGUUGCGUAGAAGCAAACUGAGAUCUUCUCUCUGAUCCAGGGGGGUUUCGCCUUAAUUUUUCUCAAAGGUGAAAAGAAGUUUUAUUGACUAUAUGAGCAGAUAGUUAGUUAGUUAUUAGGGAAGAGGUUACUACUAUGGGAUGGUUUAACAAGAUCUUCAAAGGCUCUACCCAGAGGUUCCGGGUUGGGAAUAAUGACCACGAUCACAAUGGCGGCGGCUAUUAUCAGAGUUAUCCACAUGAUGAUGAUGAGCCUAGUGCUGCUGAUACAGACCCUGAUCCUGAUCCUGAUGAUACUCCUCAUCAUACUCAGGAACCAUCUACCUCUGAGGAGGAUACAUCUAACGACCAGGAGAAUGAAGAAAUAGACCGUGCAAUCGCAUUGUCUCUACUAGAAGAGAGUCAAGGACAGACUAAUAAUAAUACAGGGAAAUACGCAAUGGUGGAUGAAGAUGAGCAACUCGCUAGAGCCAUACAAGAGAGUAUGGUUGUUGGGAAUAGUACACCGCGUCAGAAACAUGGAAGCAGUUAUGAUGUUGGGAGUGCGUAUGGUGGGGCUGGUGGAGACGUAUACGGGAACGGACAUAUGAAUGGAGGUGGAGGUGGAGGUGGAGGAAAUGUAUUUGCCAAUGGAGAUAUUUAUUAUCCAAGACCUACUGCUUUUCCUAUGGAUUUCAGGAUUUGUGCUGGGUGCAAUAUGGAGAUUGGACAUGGAAGAUAUCUGAAUUGCUUGAAUGCACUAUGGCAUCCAGAAUGUUUUCGAUGUUAUGGCUGUAGGCACCCCAUUUCUGAGUACGAGUUCUCAACAUCUGGUAACUACCCUUUUCACAAAGCUUGUUAUAGAGAGAGAUAUCAUCCAAAGUGUGAUGUCUGCAGCCUCUUUAUUCCAACAAACCAUGCUGGUCUUAUUGAAUAUAGGGCGCAUCCUUUUUGGGUCCAGAAGUAUUGCCCUUCUCAUGAACACGAUGCUACCCCAAGAUGUUGCAGUUGCGAAAGAAUGGAGCCACGGAAUACAGGAUAUGUUGAACUUAACGAUGGGCGGAAACUUUGUCUCGAGUGUCUGGACUCAGCGGUCAUGGACACUUUUCAAUGCCAGCCUCUGUACUUGCAGAUACAAGAAUUCUACGAAGGGCUUUUCAUGAAGGUGGAGCAGGACGUUCCACUUCUUUUAGUUGAGAGGCAAGCACUUAACGAAGCCAGAGAAGGUGAAAAGAAUGGUCACUAUCACAUGCCAGAGACAAGAGGACUCUGUCUUUCAGAAGAACAAACUGUUAGCACUGUGAGAAAGAGAUCGAAGCAUGGGACAGGAAACUGGGCUGGGAAUAUGAUUACAGAGCCUUACAAGCUAACGCGUCAAUGCGAGGUCACUGCCAUUCUCAUCUUAUUUGGUCUCCCUAGGCUACUCACUGGUUCGAUUCUAGCUCAUGAGAUGAUGCACGCCUGGAUGCGCCUCAAAGGCUUCCGGACACUGAGCCAGGACGUUGAAGAAGGAAUAUGUCAAGUGAUGGCUCAUAAGUGGUUAGAAGCAGAGUUAGCUUCUGGUUCAAGAAACAGCAAUGUUGCAUCAUCAUCUUCUUCUUCUUCUAGAGGAGUGAAGAAGGGACCAAGAUCGCAGUACGAGAGGAAGCUUGGUGAGUUUUUCAAGCACCAAAUCGAGUCUGAUGCUUCUCCGGUUUAUGGAGACGGGUUCAGGGCCGGGAGGUUAGCGGUUAACAAGUAUGGUUUGCCAAAAACACUUGAGCAUAUACAGAUGACCGGUAGAUUCCCGGUUUAAGAACAAAGUCUUUUGUUUUUUCGAUUGUGAUACCCUUUUUUAUUUAUAGGAUCAUCAUUAUUCUUAUGUGAUUGAAUUAUAGUUGUAAUCAUUCCAUGA